Molecule: messenger RNA, 312 nt
Organism: Prorocentrum cordatum
Lineage: Eukaryota; Dinophyceae; Prorocentrales; Prorocentraceae
Source: the annotation of a GenBank genome assembly
AUGGGUGUGUUCACGGUGCGUUUCAGGGAGUCCGCAAUCAUAGGUUGGGUCGUGCUCGUGAAUGUCACGGCCGUCUUGUUCAUGAGUGUGGUCACAGGACCUUUCACGGAGUCCGCAAUCAUAGGGCGGGUCGUGCUCGUGUGUUUCACGGUCUUCGUGAUCAUGAGCGCGAUCACGAUGCAUUUCACGGAGUCCGCAAUCAUAGGUCGGGUCGUGCUUGUGAAUUUCACGGUUUUCGUGGUCAUGAGCGUGGUCACGGUGCGUUUCACGGAGUUCGCAAUCAUAGGUCGGGUCGUGCUCGUGAAUGUCACG